This is a messenger RNA of Aspergillus glaucus CBS 516.65, 366 nucleotides long. RefSeq lists its product as uncharacterized. The record is from RefSeq and is a predicted model, not a curated record. NCBI's taxonomy places the organism in Eukaryota, Fungi, Ascomycota, Eurotiomycetes, Eurotiales, Aspergillaceae. Bases 104 to 328 code for a protein of 74 amino acids. The transcript is spliced from 2 exons.
GGAUAUCAGUUUCAUGGAGCGGCCACAAAAUUUUUCUAUAUAGCAGUGACACCAAUCUUUUAACUCGUUACUCUUCGAAGGUAAUUCUACACUCGCGGCCUACAUGCGUGCCUGGUUCGUGUCUUUUGUCGUGCACCUCGGCCCUAGCGGGUACAGUGCUUACGGUCCGGCUGCAGCGCCAGCUUGGCCGGGGAAACGACCAAGGAAUUUGGCCGCAAUGGUGAGAAAGGGGCAAAGAGUAGGAAUUGUAGCCUUGAUCAUUUUCCAAUCAUUGCACGGGCUGAGACCAUGUUGUGAACGCCUGUUUAAGCAGCAUCUGGAUGCGUAAUGCUUACAUGACUCAAGUAUUGUAAUUAAGUACUAUCC